CUCGACUCUUAAACCUUGCCUCUGCACUUAAACUUGAUGGAGACAGCUGACCAGUGUUUAGGUUCCUGGUCCAUGAAUGGUAGGUGCAGGUUUGUUAAGAUUGCCAUUUCCGUCCUUUCCCUCUCAUUUCACUCCAUUUCUUAGCGAACACUUUCCGCAGAUAUCUCCCAAUCAUCAUAUCAUAGAUAUUAGAGAAUAACACACGCACCUAAAUCAUAAAAACUUGCUGUUCAAAGAAAAAAAAACAACAAAAAUUAAACCAGUCUUUUGAGCAGCAGAUGACUGCUUCCAACCAUGAUAACUGAUGAAGCAAAACAAAAUCUAUAUCCCUGCCUACUCAUCGGGUAAUCAGAAUAGCCAUAAUAGCAAGCAAGAAUUUAGACCAACCAAGCUGCCAGCCUGUUUUGCAAAAUUUUGCAAUCAAUUAUCUGGCCAAAUCAGAUAGUAGAAGGGACAUAACAUUCAAACGAAGACUACGUCUCUCCCUCCGACAUUUCACCUAACAUUUUCUGCUUCCAAACCUUUGAUUCCUCUCUGUUUAUAUAUUACAACCUAUUCUCUGCUGCAAUUCCCAUCUCAAACAAAAUGGCUCCAAUGUCUUGGGCACUCAUUUUGACUUGUCUCAGCUUUCAACUAGCCAUUACAAAUGCACAGGGACCGGCUGCCUCACCUUCCACUACACCAACCACCAUAACUCCACCUUCAACUUCACCACCACCUCCAACAGCAACACCUCCGCCUUCAACUGCAACACCUCCACCAACCACAACACCCCCACCUUCUACCACACCAACAGCACCAGCACAGCCACCUGCAACCACGCCCCCACCUGUAACAACCCCAGCUCCAAAAGUUGCACCAGCUACAAGCCCAACAGUCCCACCUCCUCAAAUUCCACCACCACAACCACCCCAAACUCCUCCAACCACAGCUCCAGUGCAACCACCAGCAGUGCCACCACCACCAGCAUCACCACCACGAGUAUCUCCUGCACCGGCCCAAGCACCACCAGCACCGGCACCAGCCAAGGAAGCACCAGUGCCUGCACCAGCAAAGUUGCCACCAGCACUUGCACCCAUUAUUUUGCCACCAGCACCAGCACCAGCUCCUAGCAAGCACAGGAGAAGGCACAGGCACAGGCACAGGAGGCACCAUGCACCAGCUCCAGCACCAACUGUCCCAAGCCCCCCCGCACCGCCAACAGUACCAACUACAGAUGACACAACGCCAGCACCAUCACCAAGUCUCAACUUGAAUGGAGGAGAUUCUUUGUUUCUGGCAGGAGGAAAGUCUUUGUGGGCAAGGACAGGAUUAACAAUUGCCAUUUUGAUUGCUAUUACAGGCUAUAGUUUCUAGGAACCUUAUAAAAUGAGGCGUGUUUCCUUGUCAUACUUUUCCUUUUUCUCAUUUCCUUUUUCUCUGUCAUAUCUGACAGAGAAUAUUAUUUCAUUUGUAUAACAAAAAGUAAGAUAAACUGAAAUUUUAAUAGAAUAGAUAUGAAUAAGACCAAAGUUGAAAAACCAAAAUAUUGGUAGCAUUUUUUAAUUGCUUAUCCUAUUAUUACAUGGUUGAUUGACAAUGAAGA
Theobroma cacao (cacao) is the source of this 1585-nucleotide messenger RNA. RefSeq names its product arabinogalactan protein 19 (gene AGP19). Gene Ontology annotation, cellular component: plasma membrane. Lineage: Eukaryota; Viridiplantae; Streptophyta; Magnoliopsida; Malvales; Malvaceae. The record is from RefSeq and is a predicted model, not a curated record.